Molecule: messenger RNA, 5826 nt
Organism: Passer domesticus (house sparrow)
Lineage: Eukaryota; Metazoa; Chordata; Aves; Passeriformes; Passeridae
Gene: WNK3
Product: WNK lysine deficient protein kinase 3
Biological process (GO): negative regulation of sodium ion transport; monoatomic ion homeostasis; positive regulation of potassium ion import across plasma membrane
Cellular component (GO): cytosol; cytoplasm
Molecular function (GO): potassium channel inhibitor activity; protein serine/threonine kinase activity; ATP binding
Source: RefSeq, a predicted model, not a curated record
CCGCCCCCCCAAAACGCUUCUUCCGCAAGAGCGUGGAGGUGCUGGAGGAGGAGGAGCGGGGCGAGCGCGGCGGCGACCCCGGCCCGCGGGGCGACCCCCGGCUCGGGGCGGGCGAGGAGGGCGAGGAGGAGGCGGAGAUGAAGGCCGUGGCCACCUCGCCCGGCGGCCGCUUCCUCAAGUUCGACAUCGAGCUGGGGCGCGGCGCCUUCAAGACGGUCUUCAAGGGCUUCGACACCGACACCUGGGUGGAGGUGGCCUGGUGUGAGCUGCAGGACCGCAAGCUGACCAAGGCAGAGCAGCAGCGCUUCAAGGAGGAGGCCGAGAUGCUCAAGGGGCUGCAGCACCCCAACAUCGUCCGCUUCUACGACUCCUGGGAGUCCUCUCUCCGCGGCAAGAAGUGCAUCGUCCUCGUCACCGAGCUCAUGACCUCGGGCACCCUCAAGACGUACCUCAAGAGGUUCAAGGUGAUGAAGCCGAAGGUGCUGCGGAGCUGGUGCCGGCAGAUCCUGAAGGGGCUGCAGUUCCUGCACACGAGGACGCCGCCCAUCAUCCACCGUGACCUCAAGUGCGACAACAUCUUCAUCACCGGCCCCACCGGCUCCGUCAAGAUCGGCGACCUGGGGCUGGCCACGCUCAUGCGCACGUCCUUCGCCAAGAGCGUCAUCGGGACCCCCGAGUUCAUGGCCCCCGAGAUGUACGAGGAGCGCUACGACGAGUCCGUGGACGUCUACGCCUUUGGGAUGUGCAUGCUGGAGAUGGGCACGUCCGAGUACCCGUACUCUGAGUGCCAGAACGCCGCCCAGAUCUACCGCAAAGUCACCAGCGGCAUCAAGCCGGCGAGUUUCCACAAGGUGACGGACCCCGAGGUGAAGGAGAUCAUCGAGGGCUGCAUCCGGCAGAACAAGGCUGAGAGGCUGUCCAUCCGGGACCUGCUGGACCACGCGUUCUUCGCCGAGGACACGGGGCUGCGCGUGGAGCUGGCCGAGGACGACGCGGGGCUGGACCCGGCGCUGGCGCUGCGGCUCUGGGUGGAGGACCCCAAAAAGCUCAAGGGCAAGCACAAGGACAACGAGGCCAUCGAGUUCAGCUUCAACCUGGACGCCGAUGUCCCUGAGGAGGUGGCCUAUGAGAUGGUGAAAUCCGGGUUCUUCCACGAGAGCGACUCCAAGGCUGUGGCCAAAUCCAUCCGGGACCGGCUGGCGCUGGUGAGGAAGACGCGGGAGAAGAAGCAGGCGGAGAGCAGGGGGGGCCCUGAGAGCCGGGGGGGCCCCGAGAGCGAGGACACCGAGGUCGAUCAGCACGUGCGGCAGCAGCUGCUGCGGGAGCAGCCCCCGCCCGGCCCUGGUGACCCAGGGGACCGAGGGGACAGCAGAGGAUGGCACCGGAGGAGCCACCACGGAGCCACCUGGUGGGGGCACAGCCACAGGUGGCACCCGGGGCACCGGGGCCGGGGAUGGCACCGAGAGUGGCAGCAGGGGUGGCACUGCCAGCUGCGGGGGGUGACAACGGCUCCUGGAGUGUCACCAGCGCAAGGGGUGCCACCUCCUACUGGAGUGCCACCAGCCUCGGGGGGCACACCAGCUCUGGGGGUGACACCAGCUCUGGGAGUGCCACCUCCAGCUGGAAUGCCACCAGCUCCAGGGGUGACACCAGCCCAGGGGAUGCCACCUGCUCCAGGAGUGCCACCCCCAGCUGGGGUGCCACCACAGUUGGUCCCCAUGGUGCAGCUGCAGCCAGGCCUUGGAAUUCCACCAACAGCCCCUGGGAUGCCACCAGCCCAGGGGAUGCCACCAGGUCCAGGAAUGCCACCAGGUCCAGGAAUGCCACUGCCAUCUGGGAUGCCACCAGCCCAGGGGAUGCCACCACAGCCAGUCCCCACCAUGCAGCCGCAGCUGGUGCCAGGGAUGUCACCAGCUCCAGGGAUGCCACCAGUGGUGGGGAUGUCACCAGCUCUGGGGGUGCCACCACUGUCCAUCAUGACACCAGUCCUGGGGAUGUCACCGGCCCCAGAGAUGCCACCUCCAUCCAUGAUGCCACCAGCCCAAGGGAUGCCACCUCCAUCUGUGAUGCCAGCAGUCAUGGGGGUGUCACCAGCCCCAGGGGUGCCACCUGCCCAAGGGAUGCUACCACCAUCCAUGAAGCCACCAGCCUCAGAAAUGCCACCACCAUCCAUGGUGCCACCAGCACAAGGAAUGCCACCAGCACAAGGGAUGCCAGCUCCACCCAUGAUGCCACCAGCCCAAGGGAUGCCAACUUCAUCCAUGAUGCCGCCAGCCCCAGCGGUGCCAUCUCCAUCUGUGCUGCCACCAGCCCCAGGGAUGUCACCAGCUCCAGAGAUGCCAGCCCCAUCCAUGAUGCCACCAGCCAUGGGGAUGCCACCAGCCCCAGAGAUGCCACCACCAUCCCCAAUGCCACAACCCCCUACGCUCCCUGGCCCCGAGGACCCCUCGGUGCCCGCCGAGGCCGCGUCCCUGCUGCGUGUCCCCGAUGUCCCCGAAGUCCCCGGGCCACGUGCCCGGCAGCGCCGCGCGUCGUGCCAGCGCCCCGCCCGCUUCCAGCUCACCGUGCUGCAGGUGUCCUCAGCUGGGGACAACACGGUGGAGUGCCAGCUGGAGACCCACGACAGCAAGAUGGUCACCUUCAGGUUUGACGUGGACGGGGAUGCGCCCGAGGACAUUGCCUGCUACAUGGUCGAGGACAACUUUGUCCUGGAGGGGGAGCGGGACAAGUUUGUGGAGGAGCUCAAGGCCAUCGUGGAGCAGGCGCGGGGGCUCCUCGGGACCCCUGCCCCAGACCCCCAGGUGGGACCCCUGGAGCCGCCAGCGGGUGGAGAAGGCCCCCCCCAGUCGUCACCCGUGGGGCGCUGGAGGUUCUGCAUCAACCAAACCAUCCGGAACCGCGAGGCCACCGGCCCCGGGGGACCCCCGCCCGCACGGAGAGCCCUGGGGACAUCCCAGGGGGGUCCCCAAGGACAGGGGACAAACAAGAGCGGAGCGUCGGAGCAGGGUGGUCCGGAGACAGGGGUCCCCAAGGCCCAGGACCUGGAUGUCCCCCAGGGACAGGAGUCAGCUGUCCCCAAAACGGAGGAGCUGGGUGUCCCCCAGGCUUUGGGGACAGCUGUCACUGGUCCCCAGGAGGUGGCUGAACCCACGGCACCAGAGAGGAUCAACCCUGAACCCCAAGAUCUGGGGGUUCCCCAAGGCCCGGGGCUGAGUGUCCCCAGCCCUGGACACUCAGACGUGGCUGUCCCCAAACCUCCAGAGCUCAAUGGCCACCAAGAGCCCCUCAUCCCUGGGGAUGCAGAGCCAGGUGUCCCCCAGGGACAGGGCACAGUCACUGCCCCGUGGGAGCAGGAGGGACCCGGGGAACCGCCCGACCCCCCAGAGCCGGACGUGUCCCAAGAGCCAGGUGACCCCCAAGGACUGGGGACAUUCGUCACUGGACCCCCAGAGCCACCAGGUGACUCCCAAGGAGUGGGGACAUUCGUCACCGGUGCUUGGGGACAGGAGGGACCCCCAGGACCAGAGGCCGUGCCCCCCGCCUGCCCCCCGCCCGGGGGUGCCUCGUUCCCGCUGGGGCUGUGCCCCCGCCUGCGCAGCCCCCGCAAGGGCUGGGGCCGCCGCAUCAAGAGCUGGGCCCGGCGCCUGCGCCCCCCCUCCGGCGGGGGGGACCCCCACACAGAGGAGCCAGAGGAACUCGGGGACCCCCCAAGGCGAGGGCACUGCCAGCCACCCCCUGAGCCCCCCGACCCUGAGGGCGACUGGGGGGGCCCCAGCUCGGGCAGUGAGAGCGGGGGGCUGGGGGGACCCCCGCACCCCCCCGGGGCCCCCCUGCUCCCCCCGGGGUCCCCCGAGACCCCCCUGAGCAGCGAUGGGGACUCGGAGCCCGAGGACGAGGCGCUGCGGGAGCAGCUGCGGCGGCUGCGGGAAAAGCACAUCCAGGAGGUUCUGGAGCUGCGGGCACGGCAGGACCGGGAACUGCGGGAGCUGCACCGGCGGCUCCGAGCCCUCAAAGAGGCCCGGGGGGACCCCCCCGAAAUGGGGAGGGGGCGGCGGGACCCCACUCCAGCGGGCCUCGGGGGGUCCCCGCGGCGGCCUCGGGGGGCCCGGGCACGAGGGCGGGGCCGGGGCGUGGCCCUGACAGAGGCCUCAGCCCCCUCCCCGGGCCCCCCGACCCCUCCGGCCCCCCCAAAAAAGGGGCUCUUCACCGACGACCUGCACCGGCUGGUGGACGAGUGGGUCCAGGACACAGCCAGGGCCCAGGCCACCUCCUCGUGGGUCUCCACCCUGCGCGGCACCCGUGGGACUCCCCGAAAAUGGGGGGAGCUGCCCCCCCCCAAGCCCGCCCUGCGUGGGGGGGGCAGCCCCCUCCCCCCGGGGGCUGAGUGAAGGGGGGUCCCGACACCCUGCCCCCACCAAACCCCCCGAUUUUGGGUCAAAAUCCCAAUUUCCAGCCCCCAAAUCACUUUGUUUCACCCCAAACCCCCCUUUUAUAACCCCCAAUUGGGUGACCCUGAAUUUCCAGCCCGAAAAUGACCUCAUUUCACUCAGAAAUUUCCCUUUGUUUGGGUCCUGUGGUGUAACCCCUGUUUCUGGCCCCAAAAAUGCCUUAUUUUGCCCUAAAAUUCCUUUUUUUUUGCUGCCUGUGUGGGCUGAACCCACUUUUUGGUCUCAAUUCACCCCCAAAAUUCCCUUUGUAUGAUAUUCAACCCCCUCAGUUUCUGGCCCCAAAAGCACCACAUUUUGACCCCAAAUCCCCUCUUUUCGGCCCCAAAAUCUUUCUAUUUUAUCCCAACCCAGCCCUUUUUUGGGUUAUUCCCCCUUUGCAAGAUUACCCCACUUUCUGGUGCCCAAACUCCCCUCAUUUCAUGUCAAAACUCCCCUUUUUUGUGCCCUGCCCACCCCAGUUUUCUGCCCCAAGUCCCUCAUUUUACCCCCAAAUUCCCUUUUUGGGCCAUUCCCCCUCUGCAUGAGGUGACCCCAUUUUUUAGCCCCCAAAUCACCUCAUUUCACCCCAAAAAUCUUUUUUGUGGCCUUUCCGCCCCUCUUUUUCACACCCCGUGAAUGUGAUGCCACUUGUUGGCCCCAAAAUUGCCUUGUUUUACCCCAAAACCCCUUUUUGGGGCCUAUCUCCCCUUUUUUAACCCUCCCACGACAUUACCCCACUUUUUGCUCCCCAAAUUGCAUCAUUUCUCCCCCAGAAAAUCUCUUUUAGGGCCUGCUCUUCUCCCUCAGGAUAUCACCUUAAUUUUCAGCCCCAAAAUCUCCUAAUUUCACACAAAAAUUCCUUUUUUGGGCCUUGCCACUCUUUUUGUCCCCCACACUAAGUGACCCUAAUUUUUAGCCCCCAAACAGCCUCGUUUUGCCCCAAAACACAAACGGUUGAACCCAAACCUCUCAUUUAUCCCAAAAUUCCUUUCCCCCCCCCCCCAAUACACUCCAGAGCCCCCAAAAUUCCCAUUUUUCACCAAAAGCCCCUCACAGGCCUGGAAUUCCCUGUCAUGUGACCACAGUGGAGGAGACCAGGCUGUACUGGUUUUACUGGUGACCCACCCCCCCAUACUGGUCAUACUGGUGCAACAACCCCCUCUCAUUCCUGUACCCUUCCCUCAGCCCAAUUUUUGGGUCAUUUUGUUGUGUUUUCCGCUCAUCUACCUCACCCCUUCACCAAGCCAGCAAGGUUUCGGGGUGAAUUCUCGGGUGUUCUGGUUCGAGAGGGUGGGGAAGGCGUUUGUUUUUCGGGGAAAUUGUUAAAAAGCGCGAGAAAAAAAAAGAAAUCCUAAAAUUUAAGAAAUAAAAGCGUGGCUGGUGAGCGCCACUCCCAAAA